GCUGACUAGAUUAGACCAUACUGCAGUUAUAUGCCAUAAUUUUCUGACUUGUAUUUAUUUUGUUUUUUAUAUAAUGGUGUCGAUAUCAAGUGUGUAGGUGAAGCCUACAGAAAAAGAAAAACGUGUUAAUAGCUAUGUUUGAUUUUUUUAUGUUGUGUUUAGUGUAAACGAAAAUUUCAUCAUUGUUUCUUCAGCCCGCCUCUCCUUCCUUUCCACACCAUGGUUCUCGCCAAUGAAAGAUCCGAUCUAGUUCAUCAAAUUUUUUAGAACUUCUCCAUAGAAAUGGUUGAGGUUCUGGUCAUUGAAAUAUGGUUAAGGAUCGUGAUUUUAAAAUAUGUUUCAUCAGACCACCCCAAGGAAGUAGAAUCUGUCAUGCAGUAUUUUGUUAAAGGCUGUUGUAGUAAACAACAAUCUUAACAUUCUCCAAGAAACUGUUGUCCAGUAUGAUUCCGAUUUACCAGAAUUUAGGACCACAUCAGGCGUCACAGUGCAUAAGGAUGGCCAUACUGUUACAGUACCAGUCCUGAUGUUGGUUAAAGCUCUCGACAUCUUGUUAGAUCGUCUUAAAAUAGCGGGUGUUGAUUUUAGCAAAGUAGCUGCAUUAUCAGGUACUGCACAGCAACAUGGCUCUGUGUACUGGCAAAAGGGUGCAUAUGAGAAGCUCCAGUCACUGCAGCCAAACAGGUUCUUGCAUGAUCAGUUGAGAAAUGCAUUUUCAUUGGCUGAUUCUCCCACAUGGCAAGACUCAAGCACAAGGAUGCAAUGUCAGGAACUGGAGAAUGUUGUUGGUGGUCCUCAGAAAUUGGCAGAGAUUACAGGAUCACGAGCAUAUGAAAGGUUCACAGGUCCACAGAUAAUGAAUAUGUACCAGACAAAAAGGGCUGUAUACAACAAUACUGAACGGAUCUCAUUAAUAAGCAGUUUUGCUUGUUCCUUGUUUCUUGGUAACUAUGCACCUAUAGACUAUGCAGAUGCUUCUGGAAUGAACCUAAUGGACCUGCAAACAAAGGAGUGGUCACCAGAGAUUCUCCAGGCAGUAGCACCUGAUGUAGAAGCUAAGCUUGGUACCCCUGUUCCUUCAUACACUAACAUAGGUCCUGUUUCGAAGUUUUACGUAGAAAGAUUUGGAUUCAACCCUGAGUGUAGGGUGAUUGCAUUUACGGGUGAUAACCCUGCUUCACUCAUAGGGAUGUGUUUGAAGAAAGAUGAUAUAGCAGUAAGUUUGGGAACCAGUGACACAUUAUUCCUGUGUCUUAGUCAGCCCAAAGUUAUUCUUGAUGGUCAUAUCCUCAGCAGUCCAGUGGAUAAAGAUGCAUAUAUGGUUCUCUUGUGCUUUAAGAAUGGAUCUCUGACUCGUGAAAGAAUUCGUGAUACCUGUGCAGAGGGCUCGUGGAAAUUAUUCAACGAACUCCUUAACAGUACUCCUCGAGGGGACUUUGGGAACAUGGGAUUAUACUAUGACACACAGGAAAUCAUCCCAUUUGUGAAAGGGGACUAUCGCAGGAACAAAGCUAAUGUUGAGGUACCCAGAUUCAGUGGUAAGGAAAUAGAAGUUCGUGCUGUGGUAGAAGGACAAUUUUUGGCCAAGCGUGCACAUGCAGAAGACCUUGGAUUUACAUUAAGUAAGAACACUAGAAUCCUGGCCACUGGAGGAGCAUCAAACAAUCUAGACAUCCUUCAAGUUCUUGCUGAUGUCUUCAACUCUUCUGUCUAUACGCUGGAGGCAUCUAAUUCUGCCAUGUUGGGAGCUGCAUACCAGGCUAAGUAUGGUCUAAUGCAUCAAGAUAUAAGUUUUGCAGAUAUGACACAAAAUCUUCCUGCGCCUAGACUUGCCUGUACACCCAGUAAGGAUGCAACUGAGAUUUACACUCCAAUGGUUGAAAGAUAUAGAGCUUUUAUCAAGACCAUUACUAACCAGGGAUAAGUUUGAAUUCAGAAGUACCAGUUCAGCAUGUCACAGUGCUAGUACCAUAGUGAGCAUUGUGUGGCAGUAGUGUUUUGCAGCUGAAUAAAUACAGGGUAUACACAAAAGAAUGGUGCGGUUUCAAAAGUUAAUAAAAAAUUAUUUCUCACCUUACACCUGUAUGUUGUGCCUGUGUAAGGUGAGAAAUAAUUUUUUUAGUAACUUUUGAAACUGCACCAUUCUUUUGUGUAUACCCUGUAUAUUAUUGAAUUCAAUUGCAAUUCAUAAUUGUGUGACCAGAGUGUGAGGGGAGUAUUUUGUCUUUUUUGAUAACUGGGAUAUUUAUACACUUUAAGAACUUUGUAGUUUUAUAUAAUGCUGGGGAUACUGGAAUUAUUCCAGUGAAAACUAUACACACACACAUACAAACAUGCAGUUCUAGAAUAUAUUGUUGCCUUCAUGUUAAAUAUCUAAAACAUUCUAUAAUGUAAUAGAUAUUAAGUAAAUCUUGGUAUAAUAAAUGCCAAUGUAAUGAAAUUGUAACAUAUAAAUAUGGGUUUGUGGGACACCCAGUAAACAUUUUGCAUCUAUA
Messenger RNA from Zootermopsis nevadensis, 2495 nucleotides. Its product is annotated as xylulose kinase. Gene Ontology annotation, cellular component: cytosol. Gene Ontology annotation, biological process: xylulose metabolic process; D-xylose metabolic process; phosphorylation. NCBI's taxonomy places the organism in Eukaryota, Metazoa, Arthropoda, Insecta, Blattodea, Termopsidae. Gene Ontology annotation, molecular function: D-xylulokinase activity. The record is from RefSeq and is a predicted model, not a curated record.